AUGGCUAUCUCAAUCCUCAAAGGAGAUCAGAAGCGGGUAUACAUAAGAAAUCAAAAUCUCAAGAACAAAGGAAAACAAGGAAAAUCAUGUUUCGGUUUCGGUUUCGGGUUCUGUUUCUCCUUCGAUCCUCCAAACAGGAAAGAAAACAUGCAUGCAGCCAAGAAGGAAGAGAAGAGACCUUUCACCUUCCAAUUGGCUCUGCUCCACACCCCUCCCCGGCAGAAUGCAGGAGGGACAGGGUCCCGAGCCAAUAAUGGCGCGAUCAAACACGCACAAAGAACUAUACAGAAGCUCAAGCAACAAGGAGAAAACCAGAUCGUUUCCGAUCUGGGUGUCCGACUAAACCAAGGUGGUCUCUUUCCGGGGCGCAUCCAGGCAGGCCCUGAGCCAAUUUCCCAAAUUUUCAAAGUCAAGGACGUAGGGCAAGCUGUUGUGGGUGUUUAG
Penicillium manginii is the source of this 444-nucleotide messenger RNA. RefSeq lists its product as uncharacterized. Lineage: Eukaryota; Fungi; Ascomycota; Eurotiomycetes; Eurotiales; Aspergillaceae. The transcript has 3 exons. Bases 1 to 444 code for a protein of 147 amino acids. The record is from RefSeq and is a predicted model, not a curated record.